CGCAACCGACUUCAUUCUUCGGUCAAUACUUUGGUAGGUCCAUCACUUCACCUUCCAUGCAUCAUCAACCAUGAUUUUAUUCUUGACCCAAAUUCCGCAUUCAUUAAAUAAUGAAAUCCACCCCAAGAUUUCUAGUCCUUCAAGGAAAAUAAAUCCAUCAGAAUUCCACAAGUAUAUAUUGGGAGGUCUCAGCAGAGAAAUCAUAAAGAAGAGAUCAAAAGUGAUCUGAGAAUCGAUUUGGAAAAAUGGGUUAUGAAUUGUUUGUUGCAGUAGGAAGGUGUAAGAAACAUCCACAACAUAGACAAUCACCGGGAGUAUGUUCAUGUUGUCUAAGAGAAAAGCUUUCUUAUGUUGUUAAUAUUAACAACAAUUUUACUGCUACUAAUUCUACCGCUUCAUCUCUUUUCUGGUCUUCUUCUUCUUCUCAUAUUCCUUCUCCAACUCAUAGUCAACAACAGCAGCAGCAGCAGGAAGAACAAGCUUCUACGUCGUUAGAAGUCAUUAGUGGUCAGAAAUUAUCAACGAACAUAACUAGAAAUGGUGUUAAGAAAGAUGAACAAGAGUUUAAACGAAGCCGUUCGAUGGAGGUUAUUAUAAGGAAGAAAUAUGUUGAUGAUGAUGAAGUUAUAGUUGAAGAUGAUAGGAGAUUUAAUAAGAAGAAAUUUGGUCCUGGGUUUUGGUUAAGAUUACUGAACAAACCCACACCUUCUACUAAUAAAAGGAACGAUAAGAUGUCGAUGAUGAUGCAUUCCAAGACAAUGACCGAAAAACGGACACAAAGAGUUUAAGUUCAUAGUGUAAUCGGAAUAGACCAUGAUCGGAAUACAGAUUCGACAGUUCUUAAGUUUACCGGUCAUCUUCUCUUCUUAUGUUUUUUUUGUGUGUGGGUAUUUUCCAUUUUUUUUAAAACUUUUUUCUUUUUUUCUUUUUUUUUUUUUGGAUACGACAUCAUUGUGAUUGUGUAGUUGAGAGAGGAAAACCUAAACAAAAGACAUUCAAAGAUUAGGACAGGGAAGAAAACAAGAUAGUUGUCCAGUCUUUUACGUGUACAAAAUUAGUUGCUGUGAUUAGAAAGUUUGAAUAUGUUUCAAUAAUUUUCUUUGUAAGUAUUAUAUAUUGGGUUGAACUUUCCUGGAAACUAA
Messenger RNA from Papaver somniferum (opium poppy), 1142 nucleotides. RefSeq lists its product as uncharacterized. The record is from RefSeq and is a predicted model, not a curated record. Lineage: Eukaryota; Viridiplantae; Streptophyta; Magnoliopsida; Ranunculales; Papaveraceae. The transcript has a single exon. The coding region runs from base 246 to 788 and encodes 180 amino acids.